AUGGAUCCCAAUUACGCCUUAUCGCAUGCAAACAAUCUCCUCGCACGCGCGGAAAGCGAAGGCCGUCCGCCGGUUUACAAGGCUGUUGGUAUUUCGUUAGCUGUCGCAUCGGGCGUCUUUAUCGGUAUCUCAUUUGUUAUUAAGAAAAUCGGGCUGCUGAAAGCGAACGUGAAGUACAAUGAGGAGGCCGGCGAGGGAUAUGGAUAUCUAAAGAAUUUCUGGUGGUGGACUGGUAUGACGCUGAUGAUUGUUGGAGAGAUCUGCAAUUUUGUGGCGUAUGCAUUCGUCGAUGCGAUCUUGGUUACGCCGCUCGGUGCGCUCUCGGUUGUGAUUACGACGGUUCUGUCGGCGAUUUUUCUCAAGGAACGGCUUAGUUUCGUGGGGAAGGUUGGCUGUUUCUGUUGUAUUAUCGGAUCGGUGACUAUUGCUAUGAAUGCGCCUGAGCAGUCGUCUGUCAAGGAUAUUCAAAGCAUGCAGCAUUUUGUUAUCCAGCCUGGGUUUCUGGUCUAUGCUGGGGUGAUCAUUAUUGGAGCUGCUUUCACAGCUCUUUGGGUUGGUCCACGAUAUGGAAAGUCGAACAUGUUUGUUUACAUCAGUAUUUGCAGCAUGGUUGGUGGAUUGAGUGUCGUGGCUACUCAGGGCUUGGGGUCUGCUAUUCUCGCUCAGAUUAAUGGCGAGGAACAGUUCAAGCAUUGGUUCCUCUACGUUUUGUUUGUGUUUGUUAUCGGGACACUGCUGACCGAGAUUAUCUAUCUUAAUAAAGCGCUAAAUCUGUUCAAUGCCGCUCUAGUCACUCCGACUUACUACGUGAUGUUCACUAGCGCCACCAUUAUUACUUCCGCCAUUCUGUUCCAGGGCUUCAAGGGCACAGGAAUCCAGAUUGCAACUGUGAUCAUUGGGUUCUUCCAAAUCUGUGCCGGUGUGGUAUUGCUGCAGCUAUCCAAGUCCGCCAAGGAUGUCCCCGACGCCGCUAUUUUCAAAGGCGAUCUGGAUCAGAUUCGGGAAGUUGCCGCGGUAGAAGAGCCCGAGUCUGAGCCCAAGGCAGACUCCAUUCGAGGUGCGGCCUCUAUCAUCCGUCGCAUUUCAACUGCUCGCCGCACUAUGGAAUCAGAUGAAGCCCGCCGUUUCUUCCAUGAUAAGCAUGAGGAUACCCUGAAGGUGCCAGGCGAGAAUGAGAUAAUUGAAUGGGAUGGCCUGCGCCGGCGGAAGACCGUCAUUGGCGAGGGACCAACUAUGUCACGACCAAUCACUCCACGGACACCCUCGGUCAAACAACAACAUCCACCGUGGGGCAUGUCCCGGUUGCCCACUGAUGAGCAUGAGGAGGAUCACCGACCUAAUACCAAGCAAAGCGGUCAUUCUUUCAUGGAUAACAUCCGAUCCCGAGCUAGCAGCGUGCUUCAUCCUUCCCAGUGGAAGGCCAUAAAUACAGAAGAAGAGAGAAAUACCGACGCCAACACACAAUCGAUGGGAAUGGCAGACAUGGCCCACCAAAGUGGCAAUGCUGACACUGGAUACCAUGGUGCCGGUAUGACAGGAGGUUUGGAGGCUCCUCUCCACCCAAACAGUCCGCGUAGUGAUACGCCGCGGUCUAUAUCAUGGGCAGACGAAAAGCCCGAAUCUCUGGCACCCGAACCUCUCCCCAACACUACCCGCCGCCAGUUCUCUUUCAAUAACAUGAUGGGUCGUACAAAGGCCGACAGUGUAUCUUCCGUCAAACCCACACCAGGCUCGCCGACUCGUGGCAUCCUACGCCGAUCACAUCUGGCAGCCGAUCUGCGCAAAUCUGCAACCGAGGAAGAAUCACUCGGUCUCGUCCACGGUGACUCACACCAUCCACGACCAGAAGAAGAACCUCUGAAUGAAAAGCUAGACCGCUGGUCAAGUGCCGAGUCAGAACUUGGCGAGCCCCAGCCCGUGUUUGCAGGCCGUUCACACGGCAAUUCUGUGUCCAGCAUUUCCGUCGCCGCAUUCCCCGCCUACGAAGAUAACCACCACGACUACUCUGACUCCAAUAACCCCUACUAUCUCCCACCCAACCGACAAACCACCUCAUCCCCAGAACCCCUCUCCCACGAAGAAGAGAGCUGGAAGCACCCUUCAUUGAGGGGGGGCGGCAGCAGAACCCGCACACGAACAAACUCUUCUAUCCAUCCCCAUUCUCGCGCCCCGCCUCCCGCCCAAUCCUCCUUCUCUACGCAUCGCCAUCCAAAUCCUCUCCCUCCACUCCCUGAUACUAUCACGCCCACCACCACACUCGAUCUCGUGCCCACCGCAACCAAUGCAUCGGGCUUGAGAUCAGUAUCUUCGGAAUCUGAUUUGGUAACGACCCUCUCUAGCGAGACAGAAGGCCAGAACGACCCCCCGCCUGCCUACCCGACUCGCCAACAGAGCGGCUGGCGUCGGCAUCUGUCUGACAACAGUAGCCAUGAUGGCGAGACGUAUGCCGCGCGCGGAGGUAGAGGAAGUUCAUUCAGGUGA
This is a messenger RNA of Penicillium vulpinum, 2481 nucleotides long. RefSeq names its product DUF803 domain membrane protein. Gene Ontology annotation, biological process: magnesium ion transport. The coding region runs from base 1 to 2481 and encodes 826 amino acids. NCBI's taxonomy places the organism in Eukaryota, Fungi, Ascomycota, Eurotiomycetes, Eurotiales, Aspergillaceae. Gene Ontology annotation, cellular component: membrane. Gene Ontology annotation, molecular function: magnesium ion transmembrane transporter activity. The transcript is spliced from 2 exons. The record is from RefSeq and is a predicted model, not a curated record.